Molecule: messenger RNA, 994 nt
Organism: Harmonia axyridis
Lineage: Eukaryota; Metazoa; Arthropoda; Insecta; Coleoptera; Coccinellidae
Exons: 6
Coding region: 238-921 (227 amino acids)
Source: RefSeq, a predicted model, not a curated record
ACCUGGUCAAUGGGAGUCAUCUCUGGCGCUUCGGUAUAUCUGAAUAUUCGCGUACAAACUGGCUAAACCUCAAGAGAACCUAUGGUUUUCCCGAAGAACAGUGUGGAAUGACAUAAUAAUAAAAAUAUUAAUUGUAGUUGUACAAAGCAAUCAGUGGAAAAUUAUAUAUUUUAAGACUUCCUGGAAGUGAGAUUCCGUUAGCGGUACUUGUGAUACCAACCCAUUUUGUUUUAUUGCAUGUUUUGUUGUGCUUCAUCUUGUGUUACUUCUCCAGUACCUAAUUAUAUGAUUGUUUCAGUCACGAUGUUCAAAGUAUUUGUGUUUUGGAGUUGUUGUCUCUUCCAAUUGAUAUUAUGCCAAUAUAUAAUCUCUGGAGUUUCUAGCGAUUCAAGAAACAAACCAUUAUAUGCUCGUAUGAAAAGUUCUGUUUAUACACCGUCAACAACAGUUUUAUUGAGAAGUACAACAGAAAGACCAAAACCUGUUGUGAAUCAAGAGAAGUGUCCUGGAAAUCAGCUUUAUUAUCCAGGAGAGCCAUGGUACUGCGACUGUGGGCCAAAGUACAUAUACUAUAAACCAACAGAUCAGUGUUAUAGGGCAUAUAUGAAAGGGCCUUGCUCUGAAGGACAGCAUCUUAUAGUGAAAAACAGAAAUGUACAGUGUGUUAGAAAUCCAUGUUCAGAAAGCUACGUUAGGUAUAAUGGAAAAUGCUUUGAAUUAGAAAAAUCUGAUGGACCCUGUGAACCAAUCAAUGGUACUGCCGCUAUUUUAAAAAUAAAUCCUGAUACCUUGAUAGUGGAAUGCACACAAGCGGACGCCAGAGUCCUAACACUGUUCCAAAUCCCUGAUAGAUGUCGACCAGGCAGCAAAAGAGAUGCAAAUAAUAUUUGUAGAGAAAAUUGGAAUGUUGAUUCAUCAUAAUUUAUUACCUCCAUAUGGCAUACAUGUAGAUUAAGUUUGUUUCAUCAAUAAAAUAUUUUUAUAUAACAGUAAA